AUGAAUUUAAAGCGACAUAUUGAAGAUUCACCACAACCAGUGAAAAAAAUCUAUAGAGAAAAAUUAAUAUCAUUAUAUACAACGGCACCACAACUUGCACCAUUUACACCGAUGUUUCAUGAAAUUAAAAAUUCAUUAUAUAAAGCAAGAAAUACAAGUUAUCCACCUGCUCCACGUACAAUUGAUGAUGUUAAUGUCGAAGGUGUAUGGAGUAAAACUUUAAAUGGCGAACAAUUCGUUUUUAAUAAUUCAAAACAUCCCAUAUUCGAAACAUUAAAAUCUCUUAAACAAUUAUCAACAAGUGAUCAUGAUCACUUAUUUUUUGACGGGACGUUUAAAUCAUGUCCAAAUCCAUUUUAUCAAUUAUAUUCAGUUCAUUCGGUCAAUGGUGAAUUAUCAACACCAAAAUUAUAUAUUUUAUUAUCUGAUAAAAAAAGGUCCAACAUACAUUUCCAUGUUUAA
Rotaria socialis is the source of this 462-nucleotide messenger RNA. The record is from the annotation of a GenBank genome assembly. NCBI's taxonomy places the organism in Eukaryota, Metazoa, Rotifera, Eurotatoria, Philodinida, Philodinidae.